AUGACUGAGAUGGGUUUGUCCCCUGAUGGUGUUAGUUACAACACUGUUAUAUCUGGGUUUUGCCGAAUCGAGGAGCUGCGGAAGGCCUAUGAUUUGAUGAGGGAGAUGGACGCCAAGUGCAACUGGUGGCUGGAUAAAGACGUGCACAUAUCACUUAUGGAAGACCUGUCAUAUCUGGAUCCUUAUUCUAGUCUGAUUAAUGGUUAUUUGGCUGAAGGUAACUUUCAAGUGGCUUAUACAUUCUAUUGUGAAAUGUUAAGACUUGGUUAUUCGUCAGAUUUUGAUUCCUAUUGUUUGUUUAUGAAUGGACUUAGUAAGAAAGCUAGGACAAGAGAUGCUAAGGAGUAUCUUCUGUUUAUGAUUUAUGAUCAGUGUUUCAGGAUGCCAUCAUAUGUAACUUAUGAUAUUCUGAUAGAGAACUGCAGUAAUAAUGAAUUUAAGAGUCUUGUAGAGCUUGUCAAAGACUUAAGAAGCAGGGGUUUAAUGAACGAAGCAGCCAAAGCUCAUGACACAAUGCUUGAGGGGAAUUAUAAGCCAGAUGGAGCAGUUUAUAAUUUAUUAAUAUUUGAACAUUGUAGAUGCCUUAAUGUUGAUAAGGCAUACGAUAUGUACAAGGAGAUGAUGCAUUAUGGUUUUGCUCCUCAUAUGUUCUCCCUAAUUGCUCUUAUCAAUGCUCUACAUUAUGUUCAAAUGUACAAUGAGAAGAGUUGGGUAAUUGAAAGCACAUUGAGGAGCUGUAAUCUUAAUGAUUCUGAGCUUCGUAAAGUACUUAAUAAAAUUAACGUCAAGGAACGUAGUAUUUAUCCUCUUUUGGAGGUGCUAGCUGAAAUAGCCAUGGAUGGCCUGUUACUUGAUGGUGGAAAGUGUUCAUAUGCUUCAACGGCCGCUUCAUUCUCACCACCAUUAUCGUCUUCUUGAUUUUUAUCGAGAGAUUGAGGCCAAAGAGUUGUCUCUGGUUGAUUGAGGCCUAGGAGUUGUCUCUGGCAGAUUUAUUGCCAACACCAAAGUUGCUGUGAUGUGCUAGGUAUCCGGCUAUGAUAUCUUAGAACUGGCUAUGAUAUCUGAAAGGUGUUACUGUCAUGAUUGGUUACAAUGUGUGUCUUGGUGGCUCACUGUUAUGUUGGGCAAUUAACUGGCUUUUUUACUGCUCCUCUGGAUAUAUUGUGGCUGCUUGACAGGUGCUGCUGUAGUGUUCUCAUAUAUUAUCUCGAAUGCACUCAUGUUAGAUGUCGGUGGAGAGAGUCCAUGAGCUCUAAUCUUGAUAUUUGUCUAAAUAUAGUGGGGGUGGACAUUGGACAAUAUAUUGGAUUUGGUUAAUAGUGUGGGCUGUUUGAGUUUAAGUGACAAGGGAUUUAAUUUAGGAUCUACUUGUGGUUGUGGGGUUAUAGAGUGUAUUGGUUUUGAUGGUAAUUUAGUGGAAUUAAAUUUAGAAACUAUUCA
Lotus japonicus is the source of this 1440-nucleotide messenger RNA. RefSeq names its product pentatricopeptide repeat-containing protein At5g39710-like. Bases 1 to 918 code for a protein of 305 amino acids. Gene Ontology annotation, molecular function: protein binding. Lineage: Eukaryota; Viridiplantae; Streptophyta; Magnoliopsida; Fabales; Fabaceae. The record is from RefSeq and is a predicted model, not a curated record. The transcript is spliced from 2 exons.